UGUAAAUAUAUCCGCAAAAAAUACUGGACAACAAAAACGAAACAACAUCAUAAAAUGCUUAAAUAUGUCGUAUACAAUACAGGAAAAAAUUGGAAUUAUUGAUCUAUUACAAACGGAAAGAAAUAACAUCUCCAUUUUAUAUCAACUGGCCAAAAGUGUAACCAAAAAUGCUAUAGACGUGCCCACGGAGUUAGAUGCCUUGGAUAGUAUAUUUCUGCACAUACCGGAUUGCACAACACUUUUAAGCAAACGGCUGAUAACCAAGGAAAUUAUCUUCAGAUAUUUACAUAAAAAGAAAGUGCCGCUAACCGCGGACUUUACCAAAACCCAACUGGUUAAAAGACUUAUAGAUUAUUGGUAUCAGAGUUAUGCCUCAAUGCACACACAAAAUGGUUGUACUGCUGUAACAAACUACAAUUCAAAUCAACAAAAUACAAUUUCCACAAAUGACCAUUUAUCGUCAGCUGCUACGUCUACACAUUUACAAGAACCCUCUGAAUUUCCCAUACACUUGUUGGCUCGCAAAUUUUCCGAAUGGUUUUUCGAGAAUUAUAACAAAAAUACUUUAAAAUUAAACGACUUUUGGUUGGAUGCUUCAUUACUAUUGCAAAUAACCGCCAAUGAUGGUAUAGACGAACAUAUGUGUAAUGAUUCAGAAAGUAUAUUGCAAACACUUGUGGAAACCCGUGAACGUUUUGGUUUUUAUUUUAAUCCCAAUCUUACACAUGCUGGCGUACAGGGUCGUAUGGAUGUGCAUGGUUUGGUUUUGGUAUUGACCUGUGGUACGCUACACACUGAAAAGGAUUGCGUUGGUGUAUUUGAGUGUGUAUUUGGGCUUUUAAGAGAUCCAUUUGCCGAGAAUAAUUGGAAAACGAAAAAUAUAAAAUGUAUUCUACGCAGUAAAGGAGCACCAGUUAUGCCUUCGCUGGAAGAAAGUGACACUUUAAAGGAGGCUUUGGAAUUACCUGUGCCGCAAGGUGAAUUGACAUAAUAGCUUAAAAUCUCUAUAAACUUCUGUAUAAACAUUACUCUAUUUAAGUAAAUAAAUGAAAAGUGAAAAAUAUAAUAAAAUUAAAUUUCUGAGGUUAGAAAAAAUAAAUUUUCUAAAAAAAUUA
Messenger RNA from Calliphora vicina (urban bluebottle blowfly), 1115 nucleotides. RefSeq lists its product as uncharacterized. The transcript is spliced from 2 exons. The coding region runs from base 65 to 991 and encodes 308 amino acids. The record is from RefSeq and is a predicted model, not a curated record. NCBI's taxonomy places the organism in Eukaryota, Metazoa, Arthropoda, Insecta, Diptera, Calliphoridae.